Molecule: messenger RNA, 473 nt
Organism: Cottoperca gobio
Lineage: Eukaryota; Metazoa; Chordata; Actinopteri; Perciformes; Bovichtidae
Gene: spink4
Product: serine peptidase inhibitor, Kazal type 4
Exons: 4
Coding region: 144-386 (80 amino acids)
Molecular function (GO): protein binding
Source: RefSeq, a predicted model, not a curated record
GCGGAGGACUGAACGUUUCUAGAGUGUGCAUGUGUUUGUGUGUCUAUUUUCACCUGCUGUGUUCCCACACACAAUUAUAUUGCCAGUAAAAACAGACACGCUCAGAAGUUUCUGUCACUCUUAGUUAUUCAUCCACCAACAUCAUGAUUGGAAGAGUUGUUUUUCUGGGACUACUGCUCGUCUGUGUGGCUGCAGAUGCUGAGGAGAACUCUGGACUCCUGAGAAAGCCUUCCUGUCCAGACAUGCAGGAGAUUAUGGCGUGCCCUCUGAACCUUGCUCCUGUGUGCGGCAGCGAUGGAAACACAUAUGCUAACGAGUGUACCCUGUGUGUCCAGAGGCAAACAACCAAGAUGGACAUUUUGAUUGCUAAAGAUGAGAGCUGCUGACCUGCGCAGGAUAUGAUGUCACCAUCAAGGGGACCCAUCAGGAUCUGAUUAUCGACCGAAAGUGGAUCUGUGAAAUUUCCUAAAUGU